Messenger RNA from Lactuca virosa, 372 nucleotides. The record is from the annotation of a GenBank genome assembly. Lineage: Eukaryota; Viridiplantae; Streptophyta; Magnoliopsida; Asterales; Asteraceae.
AUGUGUGAAGAAUUCACUAUCUUGGAGAGUACAAAGGACAACUGCUUAGGAGCUUCUCAAAGGUACUGCCUGAAAUUUCAAAGGACUAAGCCAGGUGGCAUUGCAAACAUGGUGAUCUCACAAAUGCCCUUGUAUUGUUCAACGAGAUGCAAACACAAGGGCUGUAUCCUGAUCCAAUCAAGCACCAAGCUCAAUUCUCUGUUGCACAUGCAUGUUCUAGCAAUCAGCCGGAAACCUCCUCCCCUGAGCCACCAUGACAAAAAGAUCAAAAAUACACAAGAUGAAGUGAAUAAUAACAGGCCAAAAGAGAGUAAUAAUGACUUACCUGUGACGUGGAAUACCACCGAAGGAGGCUUCAGGAAGAGGAAGUAA